GAGCCCGCCGGGCCCGCGCCGGCCGGCCAGCGCCUGUCCUAUGAGCGUGUCCCUGGUGGUCCUCCGCCUGGAACUCGCCGAGCACUCGCCCGUCCCCGCCGCCUUCGGCUUCAGCGCGGCGGCUGGGGAAAUGUCUGAUGAGGAGAUCCAAAGGAAGACGCUAGCAUCAGCUGGAGCCUGUUUGGAAGGGAAGUCAGCAGGCGAGAAAGCAGCAAUCAUACACCAGCACCUUGGCCGUCGGGAAAUGACAGAUAUGAUUAUUGAGACCAUGAAGUCCAGUCCAGGUGAGUUGAAAGCUACAGAAACUUCUUCCACUGCACAGAGAAAUAAAGAUCAAAGUAAAGAAUGCAUGAACACUGCUCCAGAUUCUCCAUCUAAACAACUUCCAGAACAGAUUUCAUUCUUCAGUGGAAAUCCAUCAGUUGAAAUAGUACAUGGUAUUAUGCAUCUAUACAAAACAAAUAAGAUGACCUCCUUAAAAGAAGACGUGAGGCGCAGUGCCAUGCUGUGUAUUCUCACCGUCCCUGCCACAAUGACCAGCCAUGACCUUAUGAAGUUUGUUGCCCCAUUUAAUGAAGUAAUCGAACAAAUGAAAAUCAUCAGAGACUCUACUCCAAAUCAGUAUAUGGUGUUGAUAAAGUUUAGUGCACAGACUGAUGCAGAUAGUUUUUAUAUGGCAUGCAAUGGCCGCCAGUUCAACUCAAUAGAAGAAGACGUUUGCCAGCUGGUCUACGUGGAGAGGGCGGAAGUGCUGAGAUCCGAGGACGGUGCCAGUCUCCCUGUGAUGGACCUGACGGAGCUUCCCAAGUGCACAGUGUGUCUAGAGCGCAUGGAUGAGUCUGUGAAUGGCAUUCUCACAACAUUAUGCAACCAUAGCUUCCACAGCCAGUGCCUGCAGCGCUGGGAUGAUACCACGUGUCCUGUUUGCCGGUAUUGUCAAACCCCAGAGCCAGUGGAGGAAAAUAAGUGUUUCGAAUGUGGUGUUCAGGAAAACCUUUGGAUUUGUUUAAUAUGUGGCCACAUUGGAUGUGGACGAUAUGUAAGUCGACAUGCUUAUAAGCACUUUGAGGAGACUCAGCACACCUAUGCCAUGCAGCUCACCAACCAUCGUGUCUGGGACUAUGCUGGAGAUAAUUAUGUACAUCGACUGGUUGCAAGUAAAACUGAUGGGAAAAUAGUCCAGUACGAAUGUGAAGGUGAUACUUGCCAGGAAGAAAAAAUAGAUGCCUUACAAUUAGAGUAUUCAUAUUUACUAACAAGUCAGCUGGAAUCUCAACGAAUCUACUGGGAAAACAAAAUAGUUCGGAUAGAGAAGGACACAGCAGAGGAGAUUAACAACAUGAAGACAAAAUUUAAAGAAACAAUUGAGAAAUGUGAUAACCUGGAGCACAGACUAAAUGACCUUCUAAAAGAAAAGCAGUCCGUGGAAAGAAAGUGCACCCAGCUGAACACGAAAGUGGCGAAACUCACCACGGAGCUGAAGGAGGAGCAGGAGAUGAACAAGUGCUUGCGCGCCAACCAAGUGCUCCUGCAGAAUCAGCUGCAGGAGGAGGAGCGGGUGCUGAAGGAGACCUGCGAGCAGAAGGACCUGCAGAUCACCGAGAUCCAGGAGCAGCUGCGCGACGUCAUGUUCUACCUGGAGGCGCAGCAGAAGAUCAACCAUCUGCCCGCCGAGACCCGGCAGGAAAUCCAGGAGGGACAGAUCAACAUCGCCAUGGCCGCAGCCCCCAGUCCCCCCACCUCGGGGAGCAGUGGGAAGCUGUCCAGCAGGAAGGGCCGCAGCAAGAGGGGCAAGUGACCCUUGGAGCCACCCACUGCCCUGAGACUCUUUCCCUGGAAUCCCGACUGUGCUGGGGCCGUCAGCUCCCUGUUAGGGCUGCCCUAAAAAGUCCAAGUGAGCUUCGAGCCAUGGCCGUUGGGUCUUUUCUUUGCUGGUGUGUGGUUCAGCGAGUGGUGAUGUUGCCAAGUAGGAGAGCGGAUGGCAGGGGCCAGGAUGCUACAAGGGGUCUGCUUUUCAUCCUGUCCUUAGAUGUUUUGUCUGAGGUCCACGAGGUCCUAGUGGACAUUUUGCCUUUCUACUUGAUAGCUGCUCCAACUCCGCUGUGUUUUUUUUUCCCUUUCAUUGUAUUUAUUGACUUGUAUAUUUGACUUUCGUUUUUGUUUUCUUUUUUUGGUGACCUCAAAGGCAACAUUACCUCGCACUACAGCACCAAAUCUUCCUGAAGUCAGUGUGGCUGCUUUAAAGAGAGGUGCCCAUUGACUUCUGAGGAGUCACAAAAAUUUCCUGGCAAUUUCUCUUCCCUGGUCUGCCGCCCUGCCUGCCUUUCAGGAAUUGAAGAAUGGGCUGGAUGCUGUAGAGAACGACUGGGUCGGAAGCUGCCGGCACCAGCUGGCCUCCACAAUACCUGCAGCUUCUCUUCCUUGCUCCAGGGCCAGCCAGGAAAGCUCAGGAGCCAGGGCACAUUGAGAAGCUCCAGGGUGGGAAAAUUGGUGUUUCCUUUUGUUUUGUUUUUGAUGAUUCCACACUUCAGUCUGAAAGUCAAAUACGUUGUCUUCAUGGUACUCUUGCACUCGCAUCUCAAGAGUAGAUUCCCUAGCAUCGAGCAAGAAUAAGCAGGCAGAUUUAUCACCCCUGUGAAAGUAGAGAGCAAGGCCUCUGGCUGGUUGUGUGUUUUGCUGGGAUCAGUAUUUUCUGAAUGUUCACAAAAGAUUGGGCCGCAGCUAGAGGGAGCUUGGGCAGAUUUCCAGAUAUAACCAAAGGCUGUGUCUAAACCCGAAAAUUAGAAUCUCAACAGAGCUCCCCCAACCACAUACGUAAAAAUAGAGAAUGCUCGUUGUGGGUCAACAGAAAAAGGCUGUGUAUUUUAUCUAGAGCAAGAAAUGUCCAAUAGGGGCCGGAGCCAUGGUGCAAGCGAUAAGGUAUUUGCCUUGCAUGCACUAACCUAGGACGGAUCG
Messenger RNA from Suncus etruscus (white-toothed pygmy shrew), 2955 nucleotides. RefSeq names its product BRCA1 associated protein (gene BRAP). NCBI's taxonomy places the organism in Eukaryota, Metazoa, Chordata, Mammalia, Eulipotyphla, Soricidae. The record is from RefSeq and is a predicted model, not a curated record. Gene Ontology annotation, molecular function: nucleic acid binding; zinc ion binding; ubiquitin protein ligase activity. Gene Ontology annotation, biological process: protein ubiquitination; Ras protein signal transduction. Gene Ontology annotation, cellular component: cytoplasm. The coding region runs from base 41 to 1798 and encodes 585 amino acids. The transcript has 12 exons.